AUGAUUUUCUCAAAAUUACAUGAUUAUCCAGAAGCACCACCUUUUGCUGGCGUAAAAGAGCGCAUGUUUCCUUCCAUGGCAAUAAACCAUUCUGCACUUGCAUCUUCAUUCUUGGCGGCACGCGAAUAG
This is a messenger RNA of Dentiscutata erythropus, 129 nucleotides long. NCBI's taxonomy places the organism in Eukaryota, Fungi, Glomeromycota, Glomeromycetes, Diversisporales, Gigasporaceae. The record is from the annotation of a GenBank genome assembly.